CUGCUGCUCGAGAAAAGAAAGGAAAGGAAGUGUUCGUCGUGCUCUUCUAAUGUUCGCUGUGUCCCUGGGCGACUGGCUGGCUCUUGUUGCGGUGGGGCUGUGAAGACGCGACCGGAGGGCGACCGGCCAUGCAGAAAGCUUAGAGCUUAGAGCUUAGAGCGAGGAAGGUGACAUCGUGCCGAGAGGCGAUCUGAUCCCGAUUGCUGACCCGCUCGUGCAAUUGAGAAUGCCCGUCGAUGAAAUUCGCCGGCAUUUGUACGUGCGCGUAAUUGCGCGAGACUCGACUCGACUCGACUCUGCUGGAACCACAGGCCGGAGGUGAGGUGGGGGAGGGGAGGGGAGGGGAGUGGACAGGGGAGGAGGGGAAUUGCUGAUGGGCUUGAGAUUGGAGAGUGACGGGAGAGGCGACGAGUGACCGUAGAGCGAAAUUGGAGGUGCGAGGAUAUGGGCAGGAAAUUUAAGGGGGAGGAGUUGAUGAGAGGGUGAAGAAAUUCGAGCGAUCAGCUUUAAUGGGGUGGCUGCGCUCGUUGCUCCGCUCCUUCUCUACCAGUGACAUAUCUGGGGGUCGGAGUACUCGCCUGUGUCUUUGUCCUUGUGAUGUUAUGGCUCCUUGCACCAGAUCGAGAUCGAGGGCUAGCAUCGAUAGGGCGGAGUUGGAUUCGGACGCGCGAGAAAUCGAGAAGAAAGGCCUCGGUGGUCUUCCUCCGAAUCCCCCGAAGCCAGUCACGAGAGCGAGUAAGCGGUUGCGCAAGGAUGAGCUUGCUGUUGAUGAUAGCAAGAAACAGGGUGCUCGAGGAAGCUCCCCUGGUGGAGAUUGUUGGAUAUGCAAGGACUUACAUGCAAAGGAUCCUUUCACCACCGGAUGUGGACACACCUACUGUCGCACUUGUAUCGUGGAGUAUGUAAGGAAGGUUGUGAAGUCCCAAAUGGCUGUUUUAAACCCGACGUAUCCUGACCUUAUGGCACAACUUAUGUGUCCCAAUUCCAGCUGCAAGGAGGAGCUGAGCCAACGCGAGCUAACGGUUCUUCUGGGAGCAAAAGCAUCCAGAGUUUAUGGGAAAUGGCUAGCUACUAUAUUAGACAAGUUUUACCGUCCAUCCCUGAUAAAGGAUGCACGACUGGAGUGCACUAACAUCAAGUGCACAAAAGGUGCACCAACCGUGGUUCUAUCCAGCAAAGUUUCAGACAUUGGCACUACUAAAGUUCGCCACGCCCUUCAGGUUCGGGGCAUUCAGCGGAAGUGUAUGAAGCAACAGUGUGUGCGGCUGCUGUUGAACACGGUGGGACUGGAUGAGAAAGAGGCAAACAGAGCUGUAUGGAUAUGUACAACGUGCGAAGCGGCGUGGUGUGUUGCGUGUGGGGUUCAAAUUCCUCCCACCAGCAAAAAUGACAAAAGUAAGGGUCAUUCCCACUGUGAAGGAGUACAGAGAUACGAGGUUUACAAGUCCCUCGUGGAACUGAAUGAGGCUUGUUCGAUUUAUACGCUGGGACUGCAGACACACAACUUUAGGAAAUCAAAAUCAGGAGGUUCGGGCAAAACCAUUUGGGCUGAUGGAACUGGUUUUGGUGGAGAUUAUAUAGAAAGUAAGCAUCAUUCCGAGGCGAUGCAGGCUGCCGCUAGGAAAGCGGAGUUAGAACUGGACAAUCGGGUUGAGAAACAACUGAGCCUACUUACCAGAGUUUUAAAGGUUGAAGGAGAAGGAGAAGACGGAACGAGUUCGCGUUUGUCAGUCGCAACUUGUGCCCUUUUCAAGUGGGAUAAUAUACUGAGUCAAUUGUUGCGCCAACUUGCUACAAACGACUCAAUGUUGGACAUUUCUGAACGAAGCAGUCUGUAUCUGAAGAUGGUUGAGUUACUUAAGGCAAUUAGAAUGCACGAUGAGUUGCUUCCAGUACUUUUAGGAUGUUCCACAUCAGCUGAGGUGAGUGACAAGGAAUGUGAUGUUGCGAAGUCGAUGGGAUUGAAAGUUGUUAGCAAUGUCGCUCAACAAGAGGGAGGAGAAGAUAUAUCUGAUGACAGAGAUAAUACCGUGAUGAGGAAGUUGGCCAAUAUCUACAAACAAGCGAAGGUGAUGCUACAGCGCAUGCAGAGUGGUUCCUUAGAAGGAACUGCUGCAGCAGAUGUUGACAUGAGUCUUGCACGGGAGCUCUGCCACUGUUAUGAGGUUUUGUUAGAGAGUGCAAUGAAAGAGGACUCGGCUAUUGACGAUAGACGGCAGAGUGUAGAGGUUGGAGUUUCUACGCGAUCAAGGGAGAGGAAGUUGGAAUCAGAGGAAGAGGAAGCGAAGACCAAGAUGGCUGUUUCUCUUUAUAAAGAGAAACUCAGAAGUUUACAGUUCAAGCAGCUACCCAUGGCCGAUGCAAAUGGAGAGUAUAGGCAUCAUUUUAAGGACCAUAUAACUGGAAAGGUGGCAAAUUCUACGUGCAUCGAUAAAAGGGGCUCCCAUAAUCACAAGAGAAUGUUACAUCUUUCGAAGGAAAUCGCAUCCUUGGCCACUACUUUGCCUCUGGAAUGGGAGUCCAGUAUUCAUUUGUGUGUAGAUGAGUCAAGAGUGGAUGUACUGCGGGCAAUGAUUGUUGGUCCUCAGGGAACCCCGUAUCAGAAUGGCCUGUUUAUGUUUGAUAUCUUCCUUCCUCCAGAUUAUCCCCAAGUGCCUCCACAUGUGCACUUCCUCACGACAGGAGGUGGCAAAGUUCGCUUUAAUCCAAACCUAUACGAUUCAGGAAAGAUUUGCCUGAGUCUGCUUGGCACUUGGAGUGGACCUGGUUGGGUACCUGGCAAGUCUACCCUAUUGCAGGUCCUUGUGUCAAUUCAGAGUCUCAUAUUUGUGAAGGAUCCCUACUAUAAUGAGCCCGGAUUUGAACAAACGAAGAGUCCGGAAGCGGAGAAAGAGAAUUCUCGCCAUCGUGAGCAUACGUUGAGUCUAGCAGUUUUGGGUGCUUUACGGAAACCUGACCCACUCUUCGCGGACGUUGUUCGUGAGCAUUUUCUUCUGAAAAGAGAAGAAAUGGAACAACAAUGCGACGAGUGGAUAGCAAUCACAGCUGAAGGGUAUGCCAAGCAUCGCAUCACUAACAUUGCUAAGGAAGUGAAGGCAGAGCUAGAAGUACUUUGCUCCUCCAAGGACUCGCUUUUGUCAAUAUAUUUGUCAUAGCCCGCCCUCACAACUGACUGUAAAUAACCUUAUGUACAGGCUGUAAAAUACGGUUACCUUAGAUUAAUCACUGUCACUGUCGAAGAUCGAGAAGUUUGUCCGAAGCUAGCUUUCGGACCCCUUGUCUGUGAGGUCUUCAUUCGAGCGCCCAAAUGAUCUGAUAGAACGAAACCACUGAGGGCCUUGCUUACUUAGGCCAGGUUUGCAUUACCGGGUACAUAUUAUCCUCCUCUGGGGCAAAUCUGAAUAUGAAACCCGUUCAGAAUUCCGUUGUACACUCUCGUGACUGCCUGGGCACAUCCAAAGUUCCUAGUCACUACAAUUCGCCCACGCCACGCGGAAGAUGCCGUACGUCAGCCUGAACGUGGUACAGGUUCUUCAACUUCUGAUACCAUGCAAAUCUGUUGAGUGUAUAGCCGAGAUUGACCCUACGCCUGUCCGAAUAAAGAAGAACUUCACUUUCACGUCCAGAUAAUGAUUCCCGAUUGGGCUUUCUUCUGCUUUCACUUUGAAAGCGGCCCUUGAAAUCACUCGUCUGUAUCUGCAGUAGCUGUGGUCACCGAAGAUCAAGGUUCGGAGACUAAGAAUGCAGGGGAUCUCACAUUCUACCGAUAGGAGGUUGAGUUAUAGGUUUCAGGUUCUAGAAGUAAACCAUGAAAUCAAACGACUUCAUGAUUUGUGAUCCCAGUGGGCCAAAAUCAAUUAUUUACUAAAUUUCACCCG
Messenger RNA from Marchantia polymorpha subsp. ruderalis, 3878 nucleotides. Lineage: Eukaryota; Viridiplantae; Streptophyta; Marchantiopsida; Marchantiales; Marchantiaceae. The record is from the annotation of a GenBank genome assembly.